AUGCGUAGGAGGAGGUCUCACAAGUGCGCGGCCCGAAUCUCACAGGAACCCGGACAAAAGUACUUGAUGUGGCUCGCUAAUAUUCUGACUAUUCGGAUGGUUGAAAUGCUCACUGGCCGGAUUGAAAAGGUUACCGGAGCAUGGAAGAUUUCCACUCAGCUCGGUCCAGACUUGGAGUCCCGACUUGCAGUUCAACUGUGGAAGAGGUGGCGGCUUCGAGGCGCAUUGACCCACUAUCGUCCAGGCUGGGCUAAGCCUGCACAGUUUUCACCUCCGCUGGCACCAAUUAACACCAACUGGCGAAAAUGGAGCUCUAUGACCAUCAGUCACGGAGGGUUCUGA
Messenger RNA from Protopolystoma xenopodis, 342 nucleotides. NCBI's taxonomy places the organism in Eukaryota, Metazoa, Platyhelminthes, Monogenea, Polystomatidea, Polystomatidae. The record is from the annotation of a GenBank genome assembly.